Messenger RNA from Papaver somniferum (opium poppy), 771 nucleotides. RefSeq lists its product as uncharacterized. The transcript has a single exon. The record is from RefSeq and is a predicted model, not a curated record. NCBI's taxonomy places the organism in Eukaryota, Viridiplantae, Streptophyta, Magnoliopsida, Ranunculales, Papaveraceae. The coding region runs from base 1 to 771 and encodes 256 amino acids.
AUGGUGGAUGAAUGCUUAGAUAUUAUCUUCCCUAAUAAGGAGCUAAAGGUUGCUGAUUUCAUGGUUGAUGGCAUUCUUACUUUCCCAUAUUGUAAUCAUUUACCCCACUGUGAUGAUUGCCAUAAUAUUCUUCAAGGGGUGGAUUAUAAUAUUAGAGAUGAAGAUAAGGUGAUUUGGAAAGGCAGCAAAAAGGGAGAUUUUUCUAUGAAAGAAACUUUUCAGGCUCUUACUGGAGACAUUAUUGAGGUGGGAUGGACUAAGUUGGUGUGGUUUAAGAAUAAUAUCCCUAUAAAUUCUUUCAUUUGCUGGUUAACUUGUCAUAGAAGGCUUAAAACUAAAGCAAAAUUGCAGAGAUGGGGCCUUGUAAAUAAUGCUUCUUGUGUUUUGUGUGGUGGAGGAACUGAAGAUGAAGACCAUUUAUUCUUAUCUUGCUCCUUCUCUAGUCUCAUUUGGAAAGGUUUGUUAAUCAAGAUGGGAAUUUUCCGAGAUGUGGCCAAAAAUUGGGAUGAAGAGCUUCUUUGGUGUCACAACAACUUCAAGAAUCAAGGUGCAGUUAAUAAUAUUAAGAAAUUGUGCCUUAAUAACUUUGUUUAUCAUGUUUGGAUGAAACGUAAUAACAGGAUUUUCUCCACUAAAAAGACAAGUCCUGAGGGGGUCAGCCACCUUAUUACUUUAGAUAUCAGACUUGAGUGCUUAGCAAUAAAGAUUUCAAAUAUUGAUAAACCUUAUAUUAGAAGGUUUAUGGAAAAUUGGGGCAUUGAUUGUUUGUAA